UUUUUAGGAAAAACGUAUGGUGGUCUUCGUCGAAUCCACCGUAAUGGAUGACACAAACCUAGACCAGUACAAAUCCUUCACCAAAAUCAAAGACUCCUUGAUGACUUUUCGGGACGGCAAGGACGAUUUAACCGACAAAAUAGACUUUAUAAUCUGCCUGGGAGGUGACGGAACCCUGCUAUACGCCAGUCAACUUUUCCAACAAUCCGUACCGCCUGUGAUGGCUUUCCAUUUGGGUUCUCUGGGCUUCUUGACGCCGUUCCAGUUCGACAAUUUCCAGGACCAAGUGAAUAACGUUUUGGAAGGUCACGCCGCAUUAACUUUGAGGAGUCGUCUGAGGUGUAUAGUAAUGAAGAAGACCGACACGGGCAAGUCGUGCGACAAGUCGAAAAUCGCUGACGUUCCUACGAAUGUAUUGGUUCUUAAUGAAGUCGUUAUCGAUAGAGGACCGUCUCCAUAUUUAUCGAAUAUAG
Molecule: messenger RNA, 473 nt
Organism: Leptinotarsa decemlineata (Colorado potato beetle)
Lineage: Eukaryota; Metazoa; Arthropoda; Insecta; Coleoptera; Chrysomelidae
Product: NAD kinase
Biological process (GO): NAD+ metabolic process; NADP+ biosynthetic process
Molecular function (GO): NAD+ kinase activity
Source: RefSeq, a predicted model, not a curated record